UUUAAUUUUCCUUUUUCAUUUUUCACAGAUGGAGGCCAAAGUGAAGGAAGAGAUGCCUGACAAAGACUACACGCAGCCUACGAGCACAGACAGGCGAAAAUCGGCGCUCUCCUCCACCGAGUCCCUUUCGCCUCCGCUGUCGGAAGCGUCCCGUGCGCCCGCCCUGCAGCGCUUGCGCCGCUUCCUGUCAGCGCUGCAGCAGUUCGCUGCCGACGUAGGCGCGGACGCGGGAGAGAGGGUGCGACAGCUGAUUUAUAACUUGGUGUCAGGGACGCUGAACAUCGAGGAGUUUCAAGCGGGAGUGCAGGAGAGCACCAACUACCCUCUCCGCGCGUCAGUCCCGGGCUUCCUCCGCGCUCUCCUGCCGCUUGCACAGAGGGACUUACAUGCACGAGCACGGAGAGCUAAACAGACCCCCCUCCAGUACAUCAGGUCGCACGAGCACCUCAUCUUAGAAUCUGGCGGCGACGGCAGCGACAUCUUCGCGACGCCCCAGCCUGCCGGCGAGACCCUGAAGCGAAGAGCCAGUGAACCGUUCUACGACGCCCAAACCAACGGGUCGCACGAGGACUACGCCCCCAUGGCGAAGCGGCCGCCCCCCUCCAGUUUGUUCCUAAACCCCUCCCCCUUCCUCUGUCCCCUGCCAAGCAACGCCAGUCUGUUCGACUAUGCGCCCCCUUACCACGCGUACCAUACUCAAGGGGAGAGCGCAUUUGAGCGGAGAGAUGGAGGCAUAUCAGUCCGCGACGUGUCAUCAAUGAACGCGUCAUUCUCCGAGCCCCGCUCGCUCGCAGCGCCCCCUGGUGGUAAAGGGGAUGACGAGUGGAAGAACAUCAACACCAUGCUCAAUUGUAUUUUAAGCAUGGUGGAGAAGACGAAACGAGCGCUGGCAAUACUGCAGCAGAGAGGUGUAGAACCAACAGAAAGCAACGACAUUAAAAGGGCCGCCAGCGAGAUCAUGGCGGCGGCCGUGCGCCAGACGGAGGAGCGCGUGGCCGAGGUGCGCCGACGCGCCGAGGACGCCGUCAAUCAGGUGAAACGCCAAGCCCUGGUGGAGCUUCAACGAGCGGUGGGGGCCGCCGAAGCUAAAGCCUUGGAGCUGGUGGCAGCCGAGAGGAACAAGGUGGAGAGACACCGCCACAGCCCGCCGCCGGGGAGAGACCUCAGUCCCAGCGCCGCUGCUCAGCAGAACUGUUGCUGGAACUGCGGGCGCAAGGCGCAGGAGACGUGCUCGGGUUGCAACGCGGCGCGCUACUGCGGCGCCUUCUGCCAGCACAAAGACUGGGAGAACCACCACCAGGUCUGCAGCGGAAGAGACCAGAAACCGACAGCGCUGCUCCGAACCUCCCCCCCAGUCCCACCCACCACCCUCGCCAAAACCCUCACCCGUUCCACCACCCCCAUAGCUUCUGCCACCACCAACCCCCCCGCCACAACCGGAUCAGACCGCCCGGAUAACCGGUUAUCGCUCAGCUCCCUCAACUCAGCCGAACGCUUGUUAACCACCAACCAAGAACGGACCUUAUCCUCGACCAAUAGCGACCGGAUUGCUCUGGCAACGCUGUCCAGUGCUCAGGGGCUCAUAGGGGGGAUCGGAGGGAAGAAAUGACGCCUCAAUAAAGAACCCCUAGCUUGUAACUCCGUCAGGUUUCCGAGGAAAGUUAGGAGGUAAUUUACUAGUCUGAUGUUGGACGUUGGUCCUAAUAAUUUGUUUAGUAUAAUCAAACCAAUGCAAUUAUAGGUGUUCGUUAAUGAUAAUUGUGUACUUCUAUAGCUUCAACCACAUCGCCAUCGCCGGCGCGAUCAAAGGCCAAUGACAGGCCGCGCGAUCCAUGACAGUUCACGCGACCUGUCAUUUCCCUAUGAUCGCGCCGUGAUCGCGCCGGCUAUAGCGAUCAGUGCGUUGAUGUGGUUGAAGCAUAGUUCAAGUCUGUAAAUUUCCAUUGUUGAUAGACGAAAUGACGAUUCCUAAAUCCUAUUGCUAAUAGGGAUGUUUCCUGGGUCAAAAAGCAAGAGUUUUAAUUAGUCCGUCAGUUAACUUAUCAAAAAAUACUCUACACGUAUUUUUCACUUUUUCAAACUAAUGAAAAUUUAAAGAGAUAAAGCGCGCCAAAGUUCAUAAGAAGAGGCCCGUGACGUCAAUGCUUGCAUAAAAGUGCCGCACGUUGUGACGUCGUGCGGAACUUCAACGCACCAUAACUAUGUAAUUAUUUGU
Messenger RNA from Ostrinia nubilalis (European corn borer), 2215 nucleotides. RefSeq names its product protein CBFA2T3 (gene nvy). The record is from RefSeq and is a predicted model, not a curated record. The transcript has 10 exons. Bases 29 to 1609 code for a protein of 526 amino acids. Gene Ontology annotation, biological process: negative regulation of DNA-templated transcription; DNA-templated transcription. NCBI's taxonomy places the organism in Eukaryota, Metazoa, Arthropoda, Insecta, Lepidoptera, Crambidae. Gene Ontology annotation, cellular component: nucleus. Gene Ontology annotation, molecular function: transcription corepressor activity.